Notolabrus celidotus (New Zealand spotty) is the source of this 4660-nucleotide messenger RNA. Its product is annotated as nardilysin-like. Gene Ontology annotation, biological process: proteolysis. NCBI's taxonomy places the organism in Eukaryota, Metazoa, Chordata, Actinopteri, Labriformes, Labridae. The coding region runs from base 656 to 3943 and encodes 1095 amino acids. The transcript has 31 exons. The record is from RefSeq and is a predicted model, not a curated record. Gene Ontology annotation, molecular function: metalloendopeptidase activity; metal ion binding.
ACCCACAUAGUCUGUGCUGAGAGCAGGGUGGAAGGUAUGGUUUCCCUGUUAUUGAACCGGCUUUAGGAAGUUAUUAAAAGUGUUUGAUAGUCUUUACCUUAAAGCAGAACAUUAGCUUAACCCGCUGAAUCUCAUUCUUAAGAGUGUAACUUGUUGACAUUACAUUGUUUUCAUAGCCUCUACCACGUGUUAUUGUUAAUAUUUCUAUGUAGAGGACAAUUCAUCGCUUCUGCUUGACUGUUUUGAAGCUGGGUCUUGCUGUGUUGAGUGCUGCAGUUUGGAUGAGAGGUUCAGGUUUUGUUUCGGGUGCUGGUAUUUUAGCUGACAUCUCGCUGAAUAGGGCGAAACCACCAGACAGCCUGUGUGAAUAGCUGCAUUGUGGAAGCUGGCUGGUGUGUUUGACAGCACAGGUUCAAACCUAUCUAGGCCUCUUCCACAGAGAGGGGUUUUGGUUAAAUCUGUGCUGGUGUCUGAGCUUUUAUUGCACCACACUCGUCUGUCAGGGAGGCUCUUCAUCAUAGCUCUGUUCAGCCUGACACGGUGUGUUGCCUUGCUGAGGGCUAAAUUACCGGUGGCAGCGAGCUGUCCUGUUGUUUAUGGUCGCGCCUUGCUGUCAGCCCGCAGUGCCAAACUGUCAUCAUCAUCUCUGGCGAGGAUGCCGCAGAAGAAGAAAUCCAGAAACGCCCCGGCGUGUGACUCUCCAGGCACGGGCCAAGCAGGAGCCUCGGCAGAUGUCCUGGAGGAGAACCGGGCUGCAGUGGACGGAGGAGGAAGAGAAGGAGAGGAAGACAAUGUUGGAGACAGUGAGAUAAUCAAGUCCCCCAGUGACCCCAAACAGUACAGGUACAUUGUGCUGGAAAACGGGCUGAGGGCUCUGCUCAUCUCAGACUUCAGUGGCCCUGCGGCGUCUGAAGAUGAUGACUCGGAUGGUGAAGAGGAGGAGGAGGAGGAGGAUGAUGAUGAUGAUGAUGAAUCUGGAGAUGAAACAGAGGAUGAGUCUGAUGAAGAGGAAGAUGAUGAUGAGCAGGGCAGUGAUGGUGAUGAUGAUGAUGAUGAGGGGAAUAAGAAGAAAAGAAGUGCAGAGAAGCAGUCUGCAGCAGCUCUGUGUGUGGGAGUGGGCAGCUUCAGCGACCCCAGUGACCUGCCGGGCCUCGCUCACUUUCUGGAACACAUGGUUUUCAUGGGCAGCGAGAAGUAUCCCUCAGAAAAUGGUUUUGAUGCUUUCCUAAAGAAGCACGGUGGGAGCGACAACGCCUCCACCGACUGCGAGAGGACAGUCUUCCAGUUUGACAUCCAGAGGAAAAACUUCAAAGAGGCUCUUGACAGGUGGGCUCAGUUCUUCAUCUGCCCCCUGAUGAUCCGAGACGCCAUCGAUAGGGAGGUGGAGGCGGUUGACAGUGAGUACCAGCUGGCUAAGCCGUCAGACUCCCACAGGAAGGAGAUGCUGUUUGGCAGUUUGGCCAAACCUGGACACCCUAUGGGCAAGUUCUGCUGGGGUAAUGCCGAGACAUUGAAGCACGAGCCGAACAAGAAGAAGAUCAAUGUCUAUAAGCGGCUGCGUGCCUUCUGGAAGAAAUACUACUCUGCCCACUACAUGACGCUGGCAGUGCAGUCUAAAGAGAAGCUGGACACUCUGGAGGAGUGGGUGAAAGAGAUCUUCAGCAAGGUGCCUAACAAUAAAUUGCCCAAGCCAGAUUUCUCUGAUAUGCUGGACCCCUUUGACACACCAGACUUCAACAAGCUUUACAGAGUUGUCCCUGUUAGGAAAGUUCAUGCUCUGAAUAUCACAUGGUCCCUCCCCCCUCAAGAGGAAUACUACAGAGUGAAGCCUCUCCACUACAUCUCUUGGCUGAUUGGUCAUGAAGGCACAGGAAGCAUCCUCUCAGUGCUCAGGAAGAGGUGCUGGGCUCUUGCUUUGUUCGGAGGAAACAGUGAAACUGGCUUCGACCAAAACACCACCUACUCUAUCUUCUCCAUUUCCAUCACCCUCACCAAUGAAGGUUUCCAAAACUUUUACCAGGUGACUCAUCUGGUGUUCCAGUACCUGAAGAUGCUGCAGAAGCUUGGACCGCAGCAAAGAAUAUAUGAAGAGAUCCAGAAGAUUGAAGCCAACGAGUUUCACUAUCAGGAACAGAUUGACCCCAUAGAGAAUGUGGAAGACAUCUGUGAGAACAUGCAGCUGUUUCCUAAAGAGGACUUCCUGACGGGAGAUCAGCUGUUGUUUGAGUACAGGCCAGAAGUUAUCAGAGCAGCUCUGUCCCUCCUCACCCCGGAGAAAGCCAACCUGAUGCUGCUGUCACCAGAACAUGAGGACCAGUGUCCCCUCAGGGAGAAGUGGUUUGGCACUCACUACAGUGUGGAGGACGUCCAGCAGGAGUGGAUGGAGCAGUGGACAGGAAGCCUGGAGCUGAACAGCGACCUUCACCUUCCUGUUGAGAACAAGUUCAUCGCCACCGACUUCACCCUGAAGCCCUCUGACUGCCCAGACACCGAGCUCCCUGUCCGGAUAGCCGACAGCGACAGGGGCUGCCUGUGGUACAAGAAGGACAACAAGUUCAGAAUCCCCAAAGCCUACAUCAGAUUCCACAUAAUCUCUCCUGUAAUCCAGCAAUCUGCCAAGAACGUGGUCUUGUUCGACUUGCUGGUCAACAUCCUCGGCCAUAACCUUGCAGAGCCGGCCUACGAAGCUGAAGUGGCCCAGCUGGAGUAUAAACUGGUGGCUGGCGAGCACGGCUUGGUCAUCAAGGUUAAAGGCUUCAACCACAAACUGCCUCUGCUGUUCCACCUGAUCAUUGACCACCUGGCUGAUUUCUCUGCCUCCCCUGGCGUCUUCAGCAUGUUCGCCGAGCAGCUAAAGAAAACCUACUUCAACAUCCUCAUUAAACCUGAGAAACUCAGCAAGGAUGUGCGUCUGCUGAUCCUGGAGCACUCCCGCUGGUCCAUGGUGGAGAAAUAUCAGGCUCUGACAGCUGGUCUGAGCAGCGAGGAGCUGAUGGAGUUCAGCCGGAGUUUCAGGGCUGAGCUGUACGCUGAGGGUCUGGUGCAGGGCAACUUCAGCAGCACUGAGUCACAGCAGUUCCUUCAGUAUGUCACAGAAAAGCUGCAGUUCUCCAAGCUGCCAGUAGAGGUGCCGGUGAUGUUCAGAGUGGUGGAGCUUCCUCUGAAGAACCACAUCUGUAAGGUCAAAUCCCUCAACAAGGGAGAUGCCAACUCUGAGGUCACUGUGUACUACCAGUCUGGCCUGAAGGCGCUGAAGGAACACACACUGAUGGAGCUGUUGGUGAUGCACAUGGAGGAACCUUGCUUUGACUUCCUCAGGACCAAAGAGACUUUGGGGUACCAUGUCUACCCCACCUGCAGAAACACCUCAGGCGUUCUUGGGUUCUCUGUCACCGUGGAAACACAGGCCACUAAGUUCAAUACCGAGCUGGUGGAGUUAAAGAUUGAAGAGUUCUUGGCUUCAUUUGGGGAGAAACUCGAUUCGCUGACUGAGGAGGCCUUUAAUACUCAGGUGACGGCUUUAGUUAAGCUGAAGCAGUGCGAGGACACGCACCUCGGAGAGGAGGUGGACAGAAACUGGGCUGAGGUGGUUACGCAGCAGUAUGUGUUUGACAGGCUCAACAAAGAGAUUGCAGCACUGAAGCUGAUGACCAGGUCUGAGCUGGUCUCCUGGUUUAAAGAGCAACAAGGAGAAAACAGCCGCAAACUCAGCGUGCAUGUGGUGGGCUUUGGUCCUGAAGAAAACGAUGAGGAGGGCGAUGAUAAAAAACAAGAAGGAGAGGAGGGCAAAAAGGAAGAUGUCAACAGCUCUGCGUACGGCGAGGUGUCAAAGCUCACCUUCCUUGCUGCCUCACCCAAGAUGGUUGGCUCUGUAGCUAUCAUGGACAUUCCUGCUUUCACUAAAGACCUGCCCCUCUUUCCUUACCACAAGAUACUUGAGUAACCUCACGCUCAGACUGUGACAAAGAUAGAUUGCUGUGCUGUGCCUCUCACAGAGGGGACUGCCUCAUUAGAGAUGCAGGCACUUAAUAUGUGAGGGUAAAGGAAGGCUGAAACAGUCUCAGCUCCUCUCUGGACCUGGAUUCUGUCUCAGGGCCCCAGCUGUAGAUUUUACCCGAAUUGUGUGUAUAGGCAAAGUGCCUGGAAGUGAUGAUAGAAUUUUUUUAAAGUGAUAAAUGAUAAUCCAUUCUGCUGUCUCACACUCGAUUGUUUCAGAUCCUCAGACACUGGGAGUGUGGGAGUGCUUAUCCAUUUUACCAUCCCACUCUGAAUGAAGAUCGUUGGAUCAAAUUCUCAUUUAUUUGGCUCUCUAGCUCUGCUGCUAUAACAACACCCAACCCCUGCAUUUCCUUGGUGUUUGUUUUGGAGCCCACAGUGAGCCUAAUACAAUUUGAAAAUACAAAUCAACUGUGAAAACUGCAGAAUUGCUGAAUCCCUUGAACUCCAGAGGUGUGUGUGUUUGAGUGAUUGUGUGCUGGAUUUCAAGCUCUUCGGUGCACUCUGCUGUCGUAUUAGCCGACCUGGAUUAUGCCAUGGUAUGAAACUGUGCAAAAAAAUAAAUCAAGGAGGGAUGAGUGAAUCAAUGAAGCAAUGAACUGACUACAUAAAACACAUUUUUGAGACCUCUUCUUCAACAUAAAAUCAAACCUGUGAAACCAAA